AUAAUUUGGAGGAUAAUGUGGUUUCAGGCAUUGGCUUGGCACCCCUACGAAAGCGGUUACCUGUGUAUCGGCGGUGGUUACGGGAACGCUUCGCUGUCGCUGUGGAACGUGAACAAAUUGGUCCCGGAGGGUUAUCGAAACGUGUACUUUCACGGCGCUGUGAAGAACCUCGCGUGGAACAAGCACAGCGCGGAGCUGGUCGUUAAUUGGUCAUACUUCGUGCAGCAGGCCGAAUGCACGUUGAUGCCCGUCCUGGGUAGCCUUGAUCGGGUUGUGGACAUGAUAAUGGUGGAUAAGGAUUUGCAAGUCAACAGUAUCAUGUGGAACCCCGAUCACACGCAGUUGGCUGUUCAGUAUAACGAGUCUUUGUGCAUGUGGAAUUUCUUCGGUGACGAAUACCAGUGCCAAAAAAAUAAGAAGAAACCACGUAAAAUUUGUGAAAAUAUACGAAGUAACGUAAAAUUGACGAAUUUCAAGGAAUUCGAGCGAUAUAACAUACGAUGAAGCAACGUACGUAUGGAUGUAUAGAA
Apis florea (little honeybee) is the source of this 530-nucleotide messenger RNA. Its product is annotated as protein cortex. Gene Ontology annotation, molecular function: protein binding; ubiquitin ligase activator activity; anaphase-promoting complex binding. Gene Ontology annotation, cellular component: anaphase-promoting complex. The record is from RefSeq and is a predicted model, not a curated record. Lineage: Eukaryota; Metazoa; Arthropoda; Insecta; Hymenoptera; Apidae. Gene Ontology annotation, biological process: positive regulation of anaphase-promoting complex-dependent catabolic process; positive regulation of ubiquitin protein ligase activity; anaphase-promoting complex-dependent catabolic process.